This is a messenger RNA of Mya arenaria, 2216 nucleotides long. RefSeq lists its product as uncharacterized. NCBI's taxonomy places the organism in Eukaryota, Metazoa, Mollusca, Bivalvia, Myida, Myidae. Gene Ontology annotation, molecular function: CoA-ligase activity. The transcript has 11 exons. The record is from RefSeq and is a predicted model, not a curated record. Bases 419 to 1990 code for a protein of 523 amino acids.
ACGAAAUUCUGUUAUGAAAAUUUGAUUCGUGUUUUGCCUUAAUUGUUUUAGCUAAAUUAGUGUCCUUCUAAAGAUUCUUAUUUAUCAUAAAUACUACAUAUGGAGCUAGUGCAUGGCGAUUAUAACAGGAUCUUAGUGACUAAUGCAAGCUGUGACAAUAUUUAAAUGUAACUGAACUAACUUACCUUAAUACCAUAUUGUGUCGAGGACAUGUCGGUUGACUGAGGGAUUCGACAUUUGUGGAAAGCUUUAACGUGUUAUUAAAUUGCAACUGACAGUUACUAUUCAGAAACAAUACUUUGAUCGGGUGCCGUAUUUGAAUACCAAUAUAUGAAAUAUCUUAUUGUGUGAUAAAAGCUAGGCUGUGAUCAAACUUGUAUCAUCGUACAUCUGCUCAAUAUCCCACGUAUUUGCCGUCAUGUCGGAAAAGCCACCACUCCGCCUAGAAGACAUUCCUGUGACAAACAUGACCGCAUACCUGCUUGACAAAAUCCGGCACUUUGGGGACAAGGUUGCCAUGGUCGAUGCCACAAGCGAGAAAACCACAACAUAUUCGGAGCUAGUCACGCGCAUUGAACGGGCAGCUUCCGGUCUGCAGGCGAUAGGUGUGAUGAAAGAUGACGCCAUCGGCGUAUUGUCACCGAAUCAUCCUGACUAUCUGGUCACGUUCUACGCAUGCGCACUGGUGGGAGCCACACUCCAACCAAUCAGCCCGAUGUAUACCAAGGACGACUUGGCCAAAGUUCUCCGAGACUGCAACACCAAGUUCCUGUUUACCGUGUCUGCUCUUUUGCCCAAAGUACAGGAAGCGACACAGGGGUUGGAACACAUUAAGGUGUUACUGUAUGGAGAAGCCGGGGGUGAUUACGAGACAUUCGAGUCCCUCCUGGAUCCGGGUCACGCCCCCUACCGGACACCGGAAUUGGAUCCGAGGACGUCUGUAGCGGCCCUUAUGUCGUCUUCCGGUACGACGGGAUUCCCUAAGGCCGUCUGUAUUUCACACUACGCUAUUGUUGCCAACACAAUCCAGCAGAUAGUAAAAAUAAAACUGAACACUAACACCAGUGGUAUGCGCAACCCUGUCAACGCCUUAGCCAUCGCCUUCGCUUUAUUUACAGGCGCCCGCAUCGUGAUCAUGCCGCGCUUUGAUUUUGAAACCUUUCUUCGGCUAAUAGAGAAAUAUAAGCCAACAAAUCUGCAACUAGUUCCUCCCAUCAUGGUGCUGUUAGCGAAAAGUCCGAAGGUUUCCGAGUACGACCUAUCGUCUGUUUCCCAGAUAGCGUGCGGAGCUGCGCCACUCAGUAAGGAGAUAGAGGACUUAGUGAAAGAGAAACUAAAACUGCCGUGCAUUUUUCAAGGUUAUGGCAUGACUGAAGUAGGUGUGACCCAUUUGAACGGUCGAGGGGAGUUUCGGUACAAAUCUGUAGGCAAGCUGCUUCCCCUCACAGAGAUGAAGAUUGUGGAUGUGGAGACAGGGAAGCCCGUAGGACCAGGACAGGAAGGAGAGAUCUGGAUCCGCGGACCGCAGGUAUGUGGAGGCUACCUGGGGCUUCCUGAGCAGACACGUGAACUCUUCACCAAUGACGGUUGGGUGAAAACCGGUGAUAUCGGGUAUGAGGACGAGGACGGGUACCUGUUUGUGGUGGACAGACUCAAAGAGCUCAUCAAGUACAAAGCCUUCCAGGUCGCCCCGGCAAUCCUUGAAGAUAUCCUGCUACGCCAUGACGCAAUCGCUGACGUGGGCGUCGUCGGGAUGCCGGAUGUCGAGGCAGGUGAGCUCCCGCGUGCGUACGUCGUCAGGAAACAAGGCAAGGAAGCCAGUGAAGAGGAGAUUAGGAAAUUCGUUGAUGCCCAGGUGGCUCCCCACAUGAAGCUGCGGGGCGGGGUGGAGUUUAUACAGGAAAUACCCAGGACCGCCUCCGGUAAAAUCCUCCGGAAAUCACUUCGGGAACUCGCGCGGGCGCUUGCAGCAAAACAAGCGCCUGCUUGAUCAUGCUAUUUAUUGGGCACUACGUUUUGAAACAUUUCCAUGUGUCAAUUAACCCUUUCCCAAAUCUUGAUUAUCAAAAACAUAAAUUCCUUACAGAGUCCAAAACCCUUUCGGAGAACAUUGUACAUAUGUUAUGGUUAUAUACUUGCAUGUUUUAAGACUUUUUCAAAAAACGUACGUUUCCAUAGACUGUGUAUGACCAGCAUUAAUUUAGAAUAAAGUAAGA